AUGAUUCUUGUUGAUGCUGCUUUCAUGAUUGAACUCAUGUGGAGCACUCGGUUCUUUUCUACUGUUGAUCUGAAUGAUCCUAUAUUCCACAAACCAUGGACGGUUUUUGACAUAAACUAUGAUAUAAUGUUUUUUGAAAAUCAAAUUCCAUUUUUUGUUCUGGAGGAUCUUUUCGACCUCGCAAACUUCGAGGCAUACCAGAUCCCAGGUGGUACAGCUGAGAGACCAUCUUUGGUUGAUCUAACCUGCAAAUACUUCAAGGAAUAUUUCGGGAUUCUAUCGCAAGCAGACUAUAUACUGGAAAUUAGAAACUCUUUACAAGCGAAACAUUUGCUUGAUUUCCUAAGAAAUUGUCUCAUACCAUCGCAACCUCCGAAGCCACCCAAUACGAGCGGUAAAUAUAGCACCGGAGGUUGCGCAACAAAGCUCCACGAGGCUGGAGUAACGUUUAAGAAGGGAGAAAGCAAGAACUUGUUUGAUGUGAAAUUUGAAAACGGUGUUUUGGAAAUCCCAAAUUUACCAUUUGAAAACAGAAUUGACUAUAUUGUCUUCUUCGAUAACCUCAUUGACUCUCUGGAGGAUGUUGACUUACUUGGUCGCAGCGGAAUCAUCAAGCCUGUGAAUGGGGACAACAAAGAUGUAUCGAAUAUGUUCAACAAACUCGGUAAAGACAUUGUCAUAAACCGUGAGGGCUACUAUUUUGCUGGAAUUCAUAAUCAACUGCUUGAAUUCAUUGGCACAAAUGGAGGGCAACCUUGA
This is a messenger RNA of Ilex paraguariensis (yerba mate), 759 nucleotides long. The record is from the annotation of a GenBank genome assembly. Lineage: Eukaryota; Viridiplantae; Streptophyta; Magnoliopsida; Aquifoliales; Aquifoliaceae.